Saccostrea echinata is the source of this 7530-nucleotide messenger RNA. Its product is annotated as extracellular matrix-binding protein ebh-like. NCBI's taxonomy places the organism in Eukaryota, Metazoa, Mollusca, Bivalvia, Ostreida, Ostreidae. Gene Ontology annotation, molecular function: protein binding. The transcript has 2 exons. The record is from RefSeq and is a predicted model, not a curated record. The coding region runs from base 1 to 7530 and encodes 2509 amino acids.
AUGUCUUUUGCAAAAGCGCAUAUUCUUAUGCCAAUGCUGAUGUUUGCAACUCGCAAUGAUGUCAGAAAUACUAGCAACGCUACAGAGAAUCAAAAAUCUCUCAGUGUGGACACGCUCGCUAUGCAGCAAUUUCCACUGAGUAAUGUGAGUAGGAAAACCAUCAACGAUACUGAGAAUAUUAAGUCUCUAAAGGUGGACACAUCCUCUAUCCAGCAGCUAGUUCUGAAUCAAAAUACGAAUGAUAUAAGCAACGCUUCAGAUAAUACGAAAUCGUUUGAAAUGGACAAAAUCUCUAUCCAGCAGUUUCCUUUGAAUCAAGAGAUAAUGAAUACUAGCAACACUCCAUUGGAUUUAAAGUCUGUAAAGGUUGAUAAGCUAUUUAUCCAGCAGUUUCUCCUCAAUGAAUUAUUCGGAAAUAUUAGCGAUGCAACAGAGGAUACAAGGACUCAAAAAGUAAAUUCCACUUCCACUACCGUCCAGAAGUUUCUUAUAAAUCAGGAGGCGAACAAUACGGACAACUUCACAGAAGAUUCAAAUCUUCUUAAGGUGGAAACAUCCAUUAUCCAACAGCUACUUUUGAAUCAAGAGAUCAGAAAUAACAGCAACAUUACGGGGGAUUCAAAGUUACUUAAAAAAGACACACCAUCUAUUAAAGAGAUACGAAAUACGAGCAACACUACAAAGAAAUUAAAGUCUCUAACGGUGGAUACAGACUCUAUUAAGCAGCUUCCUCUGAAUGAAAAGACGGGGAAUACCAACACCGCUACAGAGAAUUCUAAAACACGAAAACCGAAUAACAACUCUGUACAGCUGCUUCCUCUAGGUAAUGAGAUAUUGGAAGCAAGCAACACUGUAGGAGAUUCAAGGACUCUAAAAGAAGACAUACCUUCUUCAAAACAGCUUGUUAUGAACAAAGAGAUUGGGCAUACAACCAACGUUACAGAGGAUUCCAAGUCUUUUAAGGUUGACAGGUCAUUUACUCAGCAGCUUCCUCUGCAUCAAGAGAUCGGAAAUACCAGCAACAACACCAAGGAUACAAUGUCUCUUAAAAGUGACACUAAUCCUAUCCAGCAGACUCCUCUGAAUAAAGAAAUUAGGAAUGCUAGCAACGCUACAGAGGAUGUAAAGUCUCAAAAAAUAGACACUUCAACUAAUCAGCAGCAGUCUCUGAAUCAAGAGGUAAAGAAUAUUAGCAACGUAACAGUCGAUUUAAAGUCUUUAAAGGUGGACAUGUCUACUACUCAGCAGUUCCUUCUGAAUGAAGAUACCACGAUUUCCGAGAAAUUUAAGUUUAUAAAAGCGGGCAUGCCCUCAGUUCCGAAGCUUGCUCUGUAUGAAGAAACGGAGAAUACCAGCUAUACUACAAAAGGUUUAAAAUCUCUAAAUGUUGUCAUGCCCUCUACUCAAGGGCUUCCCCUGAAUCAAAAGACCGGGAAUACCAACAUCACAGAGGACUCAAACGCUCUAACUGGGAACACAACCUCCAUGCUUUUUAUGAACCAAGACACCAGGAAUACCAGCAACGUUACAGAGAAUUCCAAUCCCAAGCUUUUAAACGUUGACACGCCCUUAACUGAGCACUUUCUUCUAAUACAGGAGGUCAGAAACACCAGCAAAGCUACAGAAGACUCAAAGUCUCUUAAAAAUGACUCUCCUCCUACCAAACAGCUUCAUCUGAAUCAAGAUAUAAAAAAUACCAGCAUCACCACAGAGGAUUUGAAGGCUCUAGAUAAUAAUUUUGUCCAGAAUCUUCAUCUGAAUAAAAAAACCAGGGAUACCCGUAACGCUACAGAGGAAUCAAAUUCUCUCAUUGCAGACACAUUGUCUGUCCAGCAGUUUUCUCUUGAUCAAAUGGCUGGUAAUUAUAAUAGAAGCAACCCUACAGAGGAUUCAAAGUCUACUAAUGUGGACUUACCUUCUAUCCAGCAGCUGCCUCUAAAUCAAGAGGAAAGGAAUAUCAACAACGAUACAGAAAAUUUCAAGUCUGUGAAAGUGGACAUGCCCAAGAUUCAAAAGCUGCUUCUCUAUGAAGAAACGGGGGAUACUAGCAACACUACAGAAGAUUUAAAAUCUCUAGAGGUUGUCUUGCCCUCUUCUCAGGAACUUCUUUUAAAUCAAGAGACCAGGAAUACCAGCAUUGUAACAGAGGAUUCCAAUACUCUAACAGUAGGCACUUCCUCCAUGCCAAAACCUAUAAUGAGCAAUGAGACCAGAAAUACCAGCAACCUUACAGGGGAUUCCAUUUCUCGUACGGUUGACACACCCUUAACCAGACAGCUUCUGAUACAAGAAAUCAGAAAUUCAAGCAACAACACAGAGGAUUCAAAGUCUCUUAAAAAUGAUAAUGGUUAUAUCCAGCAGCUUUAUCUGAAUCAAGGUAUAAGAAACACAAGCAACACUAUAGAGGAUUUGAAGGCUCUAAAAUUUGAUAACCGUUCUGACCAGAAUCUUCUUCGAAAUCAAAAAAGAAAUAAUACCAGUAAAGCUACAGAGGAAUCAAAGUUUCUCAAUGCAGAAAAGUUGUCUCUCCAGCAGCUCCUUCUAGAGAAAGUUGCUGGAAAUACAAGCAAUGCUACAGAGAAUUCAAAUUCUUUUUAUGUGAACUCAUCCUCUAUUCAGCAACUGUCUCUGAAUCAAGUGAUAAGUAAUAUCAACAAUGCUACAGAGAAAUUCAAGUCUGCGAGAGUGGACAUGCCCUCAAUGCAGAUGCUUGAUCUGUAUGAAGAAACGGAGGAUACCAGCAACACUACAGAAUAUUUAAAAUCUCUAAAAGUAGACAUGCUUUCAACUCAAGGGCCUCCUCUAAAUCAAAAGAUAAGGAAUGACAGCAAACCUACAGAGAGUUUAAAGAUUCUAAACGUGGACACUCGCUCUAUGACAGAUCCUCUUUGGAGCAGAGAAACCAGGAAAACUAGAAACGUUACAAGGGAACCCAUUUCUUUUAAGGGUGACACGCCCUUAACCCAUCAGCUCCCGAUACAGGAGAUCGGAAAUACAAGCAACACUACAGAGGAUUCAACGUCUCUUAAAAAUGAGACUGCAUCCAUCCAGCAGCUUCAUCUGAGUCAAAAUAUAAGAAAUACCAGCAACACUACAAAAGAUUUGAAGGCUCUAAAAGUCGCUAAACCUUCUGGACAGAAUCUUCCAAAUCAAGAAACCAGGAAAACCAAUAAGCUGCCUCUAUAUGAAGAAACAGUAAAUACAAGCAACAUUACAGAGGGUUUGAAAUCUCUAAAGUUUGACAUUCCUUCUACUCAGGAGAAUCUUCUGAAUCAAGAGACUAGGAAUAUCAGCAUCGCUACAGAGGAUUCAAAGAUUUCCCUAGUGGACCCUCCCUCCAUGCCAAAACCUAUUAUGAACAAUGAGACCAGAAAUACAAGCUACGCUACAGGGGAUUCUAUUUCUCUUAAGGUCAACAGGCCCUUAUCUCAGCAGAUUUUUCUGAUCCAGGAUUUCAGAAAUACAAGCAACAAUACAGAGGAUUCAAAGACUCUUAAAAAUGACACUGCUUCUAUCCAGGAGCUUUAUCUAAAUCAAGAGAUAAGAAAUACCUACAACGCUACAGAAGAUUUGAAGGCUCUAAAAGUCGCUAACCCUUUUGACCAGAAUCCUCUUCUGAAUCAAGAAACUAGGAAUGCCAGUAAGGCUACAGAGGAAUCAGAAUCUCUCAAUGCAGACACAUUGCCUGUCCCGCAGCUUCUUCUAGAUCAAGUUGCUGAGAAUGCAAGCAGAGGUACAGAGGAUUCAAAGUCUCUUAAUGUGGACUCAACAUCUAUCCAGCAGCUCCCUCUGAAGCUGCCAGCUCCCUCCACGCCAAAACCUUUUAGAAGCAAAGAGACCAGGAGAACUAGAAACGUUACAGGAGAAUCUAUUUCUCUUAAGGUCAACACGCCUUUAACUCAGCAGCUUCUGAUGCAGGAAAUCAGAAAUACAAGCAACAUUACAGGGAAUUCAAAGUCUCUAAAAAAUGGCACUGCUUCUAUCCAGCAGCUUCAUCUGAGUCAAAAUAUCAGUAAUACCAAUAACACUACAGAGGAUUUGAAGGCUCUCAAUGUUGAUGAACCUUUUGUCCAGAAUCAUCUUCUGAAUCAAGAAACCAGUAAUACCAGUAACGCUACAGGAGAACCAAAGUCUCUCAAUACAGACAAAUUGUCUGUCCUGCAGCUUCCUCUGGAUCAAGUUGCUGGAAAUACAAGCAACGCUACAGAAGAUUCAAAGUCUCUUAAUGUGCUCUCACCCUCUAUCCAGCAGCUGCCUCUAAAUCAAGUGAUAAGGAAUAUCAACAACGCUACAGUAAAAGUGGACAUGCCCUUAAUUCAAAAGCUUAAUCUGUAUGAAGAAACGGAAAAUACCAGCAAUGCUAUAGAAGAUUUGAAAUCUCUAAAGGUUUACUUCCCCUCUUCUCAAAAGCUUCUUUUAAAUCAAGAGACAAGGAAUACCAGCAACGCUACAGAAAAUUCAAAGUUUCUUAAUGUGAACACACAUUCUAUUGAGCAGCCUCUUCUUAAUCAAGAAGUAAGAAAUACCAGCAAUACUACAGAAAAUUUGAAAGUUCUUAAAGUAGACAUCCCCUUUGUCAAGAAUCAUCUUCUCAAUCAAGAAACCAGGUAUACACGCAACGCUACAGAAGAUACAAAAUCUCUUAAAUUGGACACUCCAACUUAUCAACAGCUUCCUCGCAAUCAAGAUAAUUUGAAAAUUAGCAAUGUUACAGAAGACGCAAAAUCUUUGAAGGUGGCCACGUCCUCUAUUCGACAGAACCUUCGGAAUGGGCAGAACAGAAAUAUUACAGAGGACACGGAGUCUCUGAUGAUUGAAACACCCUCAAAUCAACAGCUUCAUUUCAAUCAGGAGACAAGUAAUGCAAGCAACCUAAUAGAGGAUUCAAUGCCCCUACAGGCUGAAACGCCGUCUAUAAAGCAGCCUCUAAAUCAAUUUGCUGGGAAUAGCAGGAACGCUACUGAAUAUUCAAAGUCUUCUAAAAUGGACAUGUCCAUCGUAGAGCAACUACCCUUUAAACAAGAGAUAAGAAAUACAAGUAAUACUACAGAGAAAAUAAAAUCUGAAAAAAUGGACAUAUCCUCAAUUCAAACGUUUCCAUGGUAUGAGGAGACGGUAAAUUCCAAGAACGCCACAGAAGAUUUUAAGUCUCUAAAGGUUAUGCGGCCCUCUUCUCAAAACCUUCUUAUGAAUAAAGAGACCGGGAAUACCAUGAAUGCUACGGAGGAUUUAAAUAAUGCAAAAGCAGAUACGCUUUCUGUCCAGCAGCGAAUUUUGAGCCAACAGACAUUGAAUACGAGCAACACUACAGACAUUUCAAAGUCUCUAAAACAGGACACGCCAUAUAUCCAGCCUCGUAUUCUAAAUCAAGUAACAAGGAACGCUACAGAGGAUUUACCGACUCUUACGCCCACUGUCCAGCAGUUUUUUCUGAGUCAAGAGACACUGAAUACCACCAACGCAACAGAGGAUUCAAAUUCUCUGAAAGUAGACACUUUUUCUAUACACCAACUGUAUGAGACCAGGAAUACCAAUAACGUUACAGAAGAUGUCAAGGCCCUAAACAAUGACCGGCCCUUUAUUCAGCAACCUCUUCUAAUUCAAGAAAUAAGAAAAAACAGCAAUACUUCAGGGGUUUUAAUUCCUCUAAAAGUGAAUCCUAGCUCUAUCAACCAGCUUCCUUUCAAUCAAGAGAUAAAGAAUAUCAGUAGUACUAUAGAGGGUUCCAAUUCUCUAAAAGUGGAAACGCCCUCUAUCCAUCAGCCUCAAUACAGAGAGAUGAAAAAUACCAGCAACACUACAGAAGAUUCGAAGCUUCUAAAAGUAGACACAUCCUCUGUCCAGCAGUUUGUUUUCAAUUCAGAGACCAGGAAUGUGAGCAACGCUACAGAAGAUUCAAAGUCUCAAAAUGUUGAUAAAACAUCCGUCAAACAGCCUCUUCUGAAUCUAGAAAUCCAUAAUGACAGCAACAUUACUGAGAAUUUAGAAUCUCUAAAACUUAUCCAGCCAUCUAUCCAGCAGCUUUCGAGUCAAGAGAUAAAGAAUAUUAGCAACACUACAGUUGAUUCGAAGCCUCUAACUGUAGAUACACCUUCUGUCCAGCAGUUUCUACUGAAUCCAGAGAUUAAGAAUUCAAGCAACGCUACAGAUGAUACAACGUCUCUAAACGUUGGCGCAUCUUCUGUCCUGCAGCUUCUUUUCAAUCAAGAGAAAAGGAAUACUAGCAAUAUUACAGAUGAUUCGAAGUUUUUAAACCUGGACAAGCCUUCUGUACUGAGUCUUCCUCUGUAUUCAAAGACAAUAAAUAUCACGAACGCUACGGAAGAUUUGACUUCUCCAAAAAUGGACAUGCCCAUUAUUCAGCAGCUUCUUCUGAAUCAAGGAGCCAUACAUACUAAUACUACAGAGGAUUCAGAGUUUCCUAAAGUUGAUACGCUCUCUAUCCAGCCGCUUAUUCUGUAUCAAGAGAUUGGAAAUACAAGCAACUCCACAAAAUAUUCGAAGUCUCUACAUGUAGACACAUUCUUUAUUCAGCAGCCUCCUCGUAAACAAAAAACAAGUGAUGUAAGCAACGCUACCGAGGAUUUAUUUUCCAAAAAUAUUGACACGCUCUCCAUGCAGCAGCUUCUUCGAAAUAUGGAGACGGGAAAUUCCAGCAAUGAUACGGAGGCUUCAAAGUCUCUUAAGGACGACAAGCCCUCUAUCCAGCAAAUUCUUCAGAAUCAAGAGAUCGGAAAUAUCAGUAAAAACGUGUUUCAUUCAAAGCCUUUAAAUUUUGACAAUCCAUUUAUCCAGCCGGUUCUUCUGAAUCCAGAGACCAGGUAUACCAACAACGUUGAAGAGCCUUUUGAGCCUUUGAAUAUGGACUCGCCUUCUAUCCAGCAGAUUCUUCUAAAUCAAGAGACUUUAAUUAGAAUUGAACUUGAGAAGAAAUUUAGGAAUGUGCAAGAGGAUUUGGCAGUUCUGAGGACAGAAAUCGAAGAUAUAAAAAAAGAAUUUUUAAACACUAUGCAGGUUCAAACUAAAAAGCUAAUUGACUUUAAAUCUAGUGUGAACAGGAGCAUUGCAUCAAUAAAUUCAAAAUAUAUUCCAAACAAAAGAAUUACAAAUGAAAAAACAAGGCAUACAGGCCACUCUGAACAGAUAGCAUUCGAUGCACGGAUCGCAUCUGUACUGGAAUUCAAAGGCAGCCAGGGGUCUGUAGUACUUUUUGAUCAAGUCCUCUUUAAUCAUGGCGAUGGUUUUAACAGUACAACAGGCAAAUUCACAGCGCCUAAAAAUGGGCUAUACAUUUUUGGAUGGCACAUUUUACCUGGUUACCAGACGAUUACACAUACGGCUUUAAUGAUGAAUAAUAAUGAGAUAUCAGGAAAUUAUUGCAACACAGAAAAGAAUGCCGGACAACAACUAUGCAGUAAAAUGUCUGUGGUCCGGUUAGCUAUCGGAGAUAAGGUUUGGAUAGGAUAUCCUCGACCUGGAGAUAACCGAUCGAAAGCCUAUUUCUCCAGUUUCAGUGGUUUUAAAAUUUAG